AUGGCCAUGUCUUUCUCAGGAGCUCUUCUCAGUGGGAUUGGUUCUUCUUACCACACCGGAGGGGCCAAGCUUAACGGCGUUGGUGCCGUCAAAUUUGGCCGGAAAACUGAGCUUGUUGUCGUCGCUCAGCGCAAGAAGUCAUUGAUCUACGCAGGUGACGGCAACAUCCUUGAUGACCUCAACGACGCCACAAAGAAAGCUACAGAUUUCGUGACGGACAAGACACAGGAGGCGUUGAAAGAUGGCGAGAAAGCGAAAGACUACGUUGUUGAGAAAAACGUUGAAGCCAAAGAUACGGCGGUGGAGGAAGCUCAAAAAGCCUCGGAGUAUGUGACCGAGAAAGCAAAAGAAGCUGGAAAUGAGGCGGCUAAGUUGGCAGAGGGUAAAGCAGGAGAGGCUAAGGAUGCCACAAAGGCCUGA
Molecule: messenger RNA, 420 nt
Organism: Arabis nemorensis
Lineage: Eukaryota; Viridiplantae; Streptophyta; Magnoliopsida; Brassicales; Brassicaceae
Source: the annotation of a GenBank genome assembly